This is a messenger RNA of Scaptodrosophila lebanonensis, 9149 nucleotides long. Its product is annotated as G surface protein, allelic form 156. The coding region runs from base 49 to 9009 and encodes 2986 amino acids. Lineage: Eukaryota; Metazoa; Arthropoda; Insecta; Diptera; Drosophilidae. The transcript is spliced from 8 exons. The record is from RefSeq and is a predicted model, not a curated record.
CCAAUUUUGUGUUGGUAAAACGCGUCGGGCAGAAAAUAAAUAAUCGAAAUGGAUUGGUCAGCAGCAGGAGUGACGCUGCUAGCUCUCAUAUUAUGUGCAAAUAAUCCCACUGGAACGGCUUCUGAGCACAUUUGGCACAACGGACCGAUAAACUGUUACACCUGCUCUAGUUUGGAAAGUUGCUCAGCCAGUUUGGGCGCGAUCCUCAAGUGCGAAGGUAGCAGUACUCAAGGCUGUGUGGCCGUCUUUAAUGCCAACGGCGUGGUUAUUCAACGUGGUUGCAGCGAAGCUCUGGAGGAUACAUGCAGCGAGGGGAGCAACAACUGCUACGAAUGUCGCUCCAAUGGCUGCAAUAAUCUCUCCGACAACAGCAAGUUGAUUCAAUGUGUCUCCUGCGAUGCACAAAACGAUGACGCGUGCGUCUUCGACAUUGAGUUGAUUACGGAGAGGCGCCAAUGCCAUGAGCACUGCAUGACAGCCUUGUACCCACGCACCAGCGACCAAGGGGGGCCACUGGAGCUGGUACGCAGCUGUUUGGAUGACUUGGAUCUGGACGACCGCGAGAACUGCGCCGAUAGCACAGCACCCAACUGCGUGGCCUGCAGCUCGGCAGGAUGCAACACCGUGGAGCUGGGCGUCCGUCGCAGCUGCAAUCGAUGCACGAAUGGUGAAUGCUCCAAUCCGCAGCCGCAAACUUGCCGUGCAGUCGUCCCUACUGGCUACGAGGAGACAUGCUUUAUCGAGGUGGAUGAAUUGGACAAUGUUACUGAAAUGGGCUGCAGCAGCCAGUACAAUGUGCCUGAUCUGGAUGCGUUGAUAGCCAAUAAGCGCUUGUGGCUGUGUAGCUCAGACAACUGCAACGUACAGUCGGCACUUCCUGCACCUCAGAGUUGCAAGCUGUGCAGUUCUCGCACGGAUCCCAGUUGUGCCUUGGCACCGGAAGAGGUGAGCUCAGAGGACAACUGCAAUCAGGUGGUUAACACAGACUGCUAUGUACGAUUGCUGGACAGUGGCCAUACCGAACGUGGUUGUGUCUCGCGUCUAGAGGCGGACGACUAUGUGGAAUGCUGGAGUGGCAGCAACGACACCAGAUGCAGCACAUGCUCAGGCAACAACUGUAAUGAGCAGUUGCAUCCCGCCGACCGCUUAGCCUGCCACGUGUGUAGCUCCAGCGAUGAUGCAAGCUGCGAGUCUGUGCCCGCCUCUACAUCUAUCUGCCUGUUGCACCUGGCUGAGCAGCAAUGUGUCAGCAGCAUUGAUGCAGAUGGAAACACUCAACGUGGCUGCAGUGGAUCCCUGACCUGUGAUAUCAGUGAUCGUCAGCACUGUCAGUUCUGCAACGGAACCGACUGCAAUACGGACAACUUGAAGCGUCGCGCCGACGGACAGCCAGGCCUAUGGGGACAAACCUUACCACUGAGCUGUCAGAUUUGCAAUAGUGUGGAGGACUGCGCAUCCAAUGAUGGAAGGGCUGUGUGCCUCGAAAGCACAGAAUACUGUAUGACCGUGUUCGAUGGUACUGGGGUGGUGCAGGCUCGUGGCUGCAGCAACGAGAUAGAAGAAGCCCACAGCGCCUAUUGCGAUGCUAAUCCGGGCAGUUGUCACAACUGCAACUCCCAAGACUGUAAUGGGGCCACAUCAUUGAGCGCCUAUGAAGAGUGCAUCUAUUGCGAUUCUGUACGCAACCCUAACUGCGCCCAAAACCCCUCAGCCGUCACUGAACGGCGCCAAUGCAACAGACAGUGCAUGACAGCGUGGCGUCCGCGAUCUGGCGAGAACAUCAGCCCCAUUUACGACACUGUACGCAGCUGUCUGGAUGACAAGGAUCCAGCUGAUCAGGCGAGCUGCAGUGCCGGCAACGACUUGGAAUGUCGGGCCUGUACGGGAGCCGCAUGUAAUACGGAACAACUUCCUGAAUCUACACUCAGCUGCUACAGCUGCGAAGGAGAUGCGUGCAUGGAGCCAAGCAUAGCCGAAUGCCAACACAACUCGCCCGCGGAUAAGUGUUAUAUAUUGUUCGACACUGAAGCCGAUGUGAAGAGCAUGGGCUGCUAUUCCGAUUUGGAUGCGUCUUUCGUAGAAACUAACAUUCAUUUAUUACUCUUCUGCGACAGUGGCAACAAUUGUAACUUCUUCGAUAUCAUUCCCGAAUCUAAGACCUGUCGGGUCUGCAAUUCCAUUGCCGACGAGAAUUGUGCCGUGGAUCCAGCUCUUGUACAGCAAACCGACACCUGCACUCUGGCGCCUCACACAAAUUGUGUGACAUUCCUGAACACAGCAAAUGGCUCUACACAGCGCGGCUGCCUGAGCGACCUGUCCACAACUAAUAUGAGGGCCUGUCUUCUGGGCACCAACAACUGCUCCAUUUGCGAGGGGGAAAUGUGCAACGUUGAGAUCUACCCCGCCGAUCGACGUCGUUGCCAUCGCUGCAACUCCCGGACGGAUCCCAGUUGUGAGUCGUCACCAUCUGCGGCAAGUGUUUGUCCUCGAUACCGGGAGGAUCAAGGCUGCAGUGCCAAACUGGUCAACUCUGUCACGUAUCGUGGAUGUGAAACAGAGUUUACCUGUGACGAUUCCGACAAACAACACUGCCGCAACUGUGCGACUGGCGACAACUGUAAUGUUGCGAAUCUGUUUGAGACGAACAUUGGCUAUCCGGGAAAAUGGCAGACUCCGCCCAUUAAUUGUUACACCUGUGAGGGUACAGCCUGUCAAGGUGACAGUCUGGGUUCGCUGCAAAAGUGCGCCGGCAACGACGCCCAAAACUGUGCAACUAUUUUCGCCUCUAAUGGGUCCGUGGUGCUUCGCGGUUGUUCCGACCUUGUUUACAACGCAGUUGAUUGGUUACAAUAUUGCGAUGAGUCACCAGAAUCCUGCAAAUUCUGCAAGUCCACAGGAUGCAACAACGCUCGAGAGCUGGACGCAUAUGAAAAUUGUCGUAUCUGUGAUGGACAGGAGCAGGACGCCUGUGUGACCAACGCUGAGGAUGUCAGCCGAACGACCUCUUGUCAAGGUGGCUGCUUCACGGGCCUUUAUCCACGCAACAACUCGGAGGCUAAUAAAGCAUUUGAGCUAAGCCGUGGCUGUCUGGAUGACUUAGAACUCGACGAUCGGGUGGAGUGCCAGGCAAACGAGAAGAAUCAUUGUGUUGCCUGUACAGGCGCUGAAUGCAACGUACAUGCAGUACCAGAGACACGACUUAGAUGUAACUAUUGCUCCGAUGUCGGAUGCGAGACUGUCCAGUCACAAGUGUGUACGGCCUAUCGUGAACAGGAUCAGUGCUACAUUCAUGUUGGGGACUUACGUAUCGAAAGCAUGGGCUGUGCCAGUGAUUUGGAGGAAUACUUCCUGCUGAAAAAUCGUCGUGAUUUGCAAUUAUGCAAUGGCGACAAUUGCAAUGAUAAAGAAUCCCUCAAUACUCAAGGAAUCAGUUGCAACUACUGUAACUCUUCGGUGGACGCGUCUUGUGUUGGUGGCAAUGCUAUAGCAGCUGUUGUUUGCCAGCACUAUCUCAAUCCGGAGUGCAUCACCCAUAUUACCGAAGGUGGAGUUCUAGUUCGUGGAUGUCUUAUGGACGCGGACGAUAAUCUUUACGAUGACUGUUUGAGCGGCGAGAGUGAGACUUGCAAGGUUUGCAAUGAGAACAACUGCAACAAGGACAUCUUUCCGGAGGAUUGGCACACCUGUGUACGAUGUGAUUCAAACAGCGACAUCGAGUGCGAAAAGAACCCCGAUCUAGAACUAUAUGGAAGCUAUUGCCCAAGUUAUUCACCAAACGAGGCUUGUGUCACGCGCAUAGAAAAAACCCGGACACGUCGUGGGUGCCUUUCGGAGCUAAGCUGCGAUGCUUCGGAAACGUCUACCUGUCGUAUUUGCGAUGAGAACAACUGCAAUGUGAUUAAUCUGCUUGCCAACUAUGUGGGUGAUCCAGGCCAAUGGACAGAUCUGCCACUGAGCUGCUAUGUGUGCGAUGAUGAGGAAAGCUGUGCAGUCAUCGACGGCAGCGGGGUAGAAACCUGCGAGGGCAAUAACAAGCAAGUGUGCUCAACCAUAUUUGGUGCCAAUGGAAAUGUCAUAGCGCGUGGUUGCAGCGAUACCGUAGAAGCUAAGCAUGCCGACUACUGCGAUGCUAAUAUGGCGAGCUGUUUCAAGUGCAAAUCGAAUGAGUGCAACAACGCCGUUAGCACGGAUAAUUACAUUGAGUGCUUCUUCUGUGAUUCGCACGAGGAUCCUAACUGUGUGCUCCAAACACCUUCUCAGGAGACCACACGUACGCGUCAAUGUCAUGGUCAGUGCAUGCAGGGACUGUACCCACGUAGCUCUGCUCUGGACUCGGCCCUGAUUCCAGCACGUGGCUGCCUUGACGAUUUAAAUGCAUCGGAUCGUGAAUUGUGCAUUGCUGGUGACCACCCUAACUGUGUUUCCUGCAGCGACGCUCUUUGCAACAACAAGGAUCCUGUGGAGGAGCCCCAUGCUUGCUUCACCUGUGUGCCAAAUACCGAUUGCGUAGAUAUAGCAAGCGAACGUUGCGUGGCCUAUCGACCAAACGAUCAAUGUUAUCUGGCCUUUGAUGACCUUGGCAUAGUUGCUAUGGGCUGUUCUAGCGAGUUUGAGACUCAGGUCACCAACGAACUCGUGGCACAGCAGAAACUGUUGUUAUGUGAUGAGAAGAACUGCAAUAUACCCAGCAUCAUACCCGAUCCCAACACCUGCUCAUCGUGCAGCUCUGAGGAUGACGCCCGUUGUGCCACCAAUCCCAACCAGAUACUAGAAGACAUAACCUGCUCGAAUCAGCCUUAUACUCAGUGUGUCACCCGCAUUAAUAAUCAGGGAACCACAGUACGUGGCUGUCUUUCGUCACUAAACAGCUCCGACUUCUAUAAUUGUUUGACUGGCACCGAUGAACUGUGUGAGAUUUGCGAAGGCGAUCGCUGCAAUGGGUUAAGCGUGUUCCCAGCCAAUCGUCGCAAAUGCCACCAAUGCGACAGUUCCACUGAUUCUGCGUGUGCUGCAAGCCCAAGCAGCAGUCGUGCUUGUCCGAUCUUUGUUCUUGAUGACACUUGCGUCACCACACAACGUGGAGAUGUGACCUAUCGCGGCUGCGGCUCCAGCCUAUCCUGCGAUAAUGCCAGCGAUAGUCGCUCCUGUCGUAUCUGUAGCAGUGACUCUUGCAACACCAUUAAUCUCGAGCAGCUCAAUGCAGAUGGUAGUCCUGGUAUUUGGCAGGACGUGCCCAUCAGUUGUCUUAGCUGUAGCGGCAGCGAAUCAUGUGCAACUGGCGGAGGUCAGCCACAGACUUGCGAAGGAUACCAGAAUUGCAUCACAGUUUUUGAUGAGGAAGGCGUGGUUAUUCAACGUGGUUGCAGUGCUCAAGUACUGGAAACUGCGACGCAAUGUGAAGAUGAUACCGCGCAAUGUCCGCGCUGCAACUCCAACAAUUGCAAUGUGGCCGAUAGCCUCGAGGAGUAUGUGGAGUGCUUGGUGUGCGAUUCCAGCACGGAAAGCGCUUGUGUGCAACAGGUGGAUGGACUGAGUAAGAUACGCCGCUGCCACGAACAAUGCAUGACCGCUCUACGUCCAAUCUUUGGCGAGACCAACGAUGCCUUUGCAACUGUACGCAAUUGCUACGAUGACAUGGAAAAGGAUGAUCGCGAAGCAUGUGCUGCGGGCACCAAAGACAACUGUGUGACCUGUGCCGAGGGCCGAUGCAAUUCGCAGGAGCUAGUGGAGUCGCGUCACAGUUGUUUCAUUUGCACUGGAGAUGACUGCCAGUCACCUCAGGCCAAUGUUUGUCCCAAUUACCGCGAAGAUGAUCAAUGUUACAUAGAGUUUAAUGAGCGAGGUGGCGUUGUCGGAUUGGGCUGUCUUAGUCAGUACAGCCAUGCAGACAUCCUCGCUCUGCAGCGUUCCAAGAGAUUACUACUCUGCCAGGGAACCGAUUGUAAUACGUUAGAUUCCAUCCCUGAAGCGCAAACGUGCACUCUUUGCAGCUCACGCACGGAUAAAAAUUGUGCCACCAGUCCUAGCAGUGUGAUUAGUGAAACCACAUGUGACCUUAUCGGCCUGCCCGAGUGUUAUUCACGCGUGCUUGAUGAUGGUUCGACGGAGCGCGGUUGUUUGUCUAACCUAGAAGAUGACGAGUUCCUCGAUUGCUACAACGGCUUGGCUGACACAUGCGAUGCUUGCCGAGGCAAUGCGUGCAACAAGGAAAUCUAUCCCGAAAAUCGUGCCUCUUGCCAAAUUUGCGACUCCCAGAGCAACGCCCUUUGCGAGUCUGCUCCAAAUAGUCUCUCCGUAUGCCCAAUAUAUGUAGAGGGCGAUACCUGUGUAACUAACUAUCGUAGUGGGGUCACAUAUCGUGCCUGUUCCUCCUCACUCAGCUGCGACGAGAACUCAAGCGACUGUGUUAAGUGUGUUGGUGAUGGCUGCAAUACUGUGGAUCUGGCGGUAAAACAUGAUGACAAUCAUGGCAAAUGGCAAGAUCUUCCGCUUACAUGUUUAAGUUGCCAAGGCGCUGAGAACUGCGUGGAACCCAGCAGCAGCCUGCAGUGCCAGGACAACAAUGAGCAGGAUUGUAUUACAGUAUUUAAUGGAGACGGAGUGGUUGUGGCACGCGGCUGUGCCGAUUCUCUCGAGACAGAGUGCGCAGCCAACGGUGCAACAUGUCACAACUGCAAAUCUAAUGAAUGCAACAACGCUAACGCCCUUAGCGAGUUUGAAGAGUGUAUAUACUGUGACUCGUUCAAGGAUGACAGCUGUUUGUUGUUGCCGGAGAGUUCGUUACAUAAGACACGUCUCUGCCACGGUGGCUGCAUGACCGCUCUCUAUGGAAGCGCCGAUGCAGGUCAGGAAAUUAUUCGCACCUGUCUCAAUGACAAAGAAGAGAAAGACGCAAAUGAAUGCCAGGCUGGAAGUGAUGCCAAUUGCGUGGCCUGCACUGGUGCCAAAUGCAAUGUGGAUACUGUACCAGAGGACCGCAUGAGCUGCUACAUUUGCGAAGGUGACGACUGUGAAGUACCUGUGACGAAGUCUUGCCCCAUUUACAAGCAAAACGACAAAUGCUUCAUAUGGGUGGAUGAAGAUAAUAGCAUCAAGCAGCUAGGUUGUCUGAGCUCUUUCCGCAAUCAGGAUCUGGAAAGUGUUAUCAAGACAAAGCGCAUAGCCGUAUGCGACGGCGAAAACUGCAACGUUCCGCAGCUACAAGUGCCAACCACGUGCGCGGUCUGCGACUCCAGGGAUAAUGUGCUAUGUGCGACCAACGCAGUGGCCAUUGACCAGUUUGAUAUUUGUACUCAAAUGCCGCACACCGGAUGUGUAAGCCGAAUUGCGAGCGAUGGCUCCACUAAUCGCGGUUGCCUCUACGAUCUAGAGCCAACAGAGUUUGCCGCUUGUCUAUUGGGCACUGACGAAAACUGUUCAGUGUGUAAUGAAAAUGGAUGUAAUCGAGAGAUUUUCCCCGCCGAUCGACUCCAAUGUUUCACCUGUAGUUCAGAGGAUGACGUCAACUGUGAGUCUUAUCCCAUACGCAAAGAAGCAUGUGCCUGGGUGAGCGACAGCGAGAGCUGCUUCACACACCUAGCCGACAACGUCACCGCACGAGGUUGUAGUUCAAGUCUACAGUGCGAUACGGACGAUUUCAGAAACUGUCGAUCCUGCGUAAACAACGAAUGCAAUGGCAUCGAUCUGGCCAAUCGUGUGGAUGAUGGCUCGCACGGUCUCUUCCAGCCUCUCCCACUCAGCUGUCAUGUAUGCUCGGGAGAUCACUGUCUAAGCUCAUUAGGUCCAGCGGUUAAGUGUACGCGCAAUGAUGAACAGGAUUGCAAGACUGUCUUUGAAAAGGAUGGGCAAACAGUGCUUCGGCGCGGCUGCGCCGAAGAUGUUGAUGAUUAUGAGGACCUAUACUGCCGUCAGAAUCCUGACCUGUGUUUCUCCUGCAAGUCCAACGAAUGCAACUCGGCUUGGAGCAUUAGUGAAUACGUAACCUGUGCCUUCUGCAACUCGGAGACUGAUCCGCUGUGCGUGACCAAUCCAGAAGAUGCUGGCUUUGCCUCGCGUCAGUGUCAGGGCCAGUGCAUGGUCGCCCUCGUAGGGGAUGAAGUCGUACGGACCUGCCUCGAUGACAAAGAGGAGUACGACCGAAAUGUUUGUAGCACUGAUUCCACCGGCACCAACUGCGCCCGCUGCACUGGUGAACAGUGUAAUAAAUUUGCAUAUCCCAAAGAUCGCUUACGAUGCCACGUAUGCACUGGAGACACUUGCUCUAGCACGACGGCUGAGUACUGCCGUGUGUACAAUGAAUCAGACUCUUGCAUUGCCAAGUACCAAGAAGGCAACUUGCAAAUAAUGGGCUGUGCCAGUGAUCAGAGCCCCUCGGACCUUAACCAGUGGCGCCAAGAUAAACUAUUGUACGAGUGCGAGGAGAAUGAAUGCAAUGAUUUAAAUCGGUUGCCGCAAAAUGAAAACUGCUUGGAUUGCGACUCGAGCAAGAAUCCAGAUUGUGCACAAGACCCCACAAAUGUCACCACCACCGAGCUAUGUAACGCGCCACAAAGCGAAUGUGUGACGCUAAUCAGUGGAGACGGUCACACCAUUCGCGGUUGUCUCGGCCAUCUGAGCAGUGAGGAAAGCUCCUGUGUGGCCAACGGCACGUGCGCUGCCUGUGCCGGCCAAAAGUGCAAUCUUGAGGUAUUUCCGGUCGGUCGACAACAAUGCCAUAUUUGCAAUUCCGUGGCCGAUAGCAACUGCGUGAAGGAUCCGAAUCAUUUGCAAGUGUGCCCCAUUUAUGUCAACGGUGAUAGCUGUGUGACCAAAUAUGGAAAUGACGGUUAUCUGGAACGUGGCUGCGUUAGCGAUAUCCAAUGUGAAGGCAGCAAGAAGUGUGAGAUUUGCGAGUCAGCUGGAUGCAAUACGGUGGAUUUGACAGAUGGAGCAGUACAGCUUAGCUCCACCGGUCUGGUAUUGACGCUUGCGAUAGCCAUACUCGUUAGCAGAUUGAGAUUCAGCUUGUAAACAGCGCUCCCAAUGCAUAAUAUGUCAUUCCAUGUGUUACAUUUAAAAACGCGCCAUAAUAGUUAAGUAGUUGUACGUAGAGUGUAUAUAAAUGUAAUUUCUAGCCGAAAAGGGUGAAAUUAAAAAAUAAUGAAAGAAAA